CCCUCAAAAGCAGCAGACUGGGCCAUCCUCGCAUCAGAAGAGACGGCCGACAUCUUUUGGAAGAUUCAAGAUCUUGAAUAGACCUUGUCGACGCAUCUGCAGCCUCGGGCCAUAUCCCUAACCGAAUCGGCCGGAGAGUAUCUCGAUCAUGGCAGACCCGUACGACACAGACAUGGCCGACAAGAUGGCCGAGCUGCCGCUACGGCAGGCGCUGACAAGCCUCCAUUACGCCUAUCCGACUACCGUCUUCGUUUAUUACAUCCUCACGUCCACAAUCGCCGUUUGCACCCUGCAGACUAAGUCCGCGGAACAGGCUCACCCGCGUCGGCGCGCCAUCACAUGGCUCCUCACGUUUGUGGUCUUGACCUACUUCGCCCAGCUCAUUGCCCUGGGAAUACAGGGCCUCGUCAGGAACAUGUUCCCUCUCGCCGAUCAGGAUACCAUCAUAGGCCUCAUGUCGUGCGCCUUGGCCUUCGGGGUCGUGUUCGCCGGGCUCUCGGACGCAGAGAAGCCGGUCUGGUACCCGUACAUUGGAUCUUUGGGCUUGGCGCUGGUUUUCGAACCCGUCGUAGAAACCCUGUCGCUGAUGGCGCGGCCUACGGAGCCUCUCAGCUUCGUCGGUUUCUUUGACAUAUCGACCGUCGCUGCCAGGUAUCUCGCUCUCGUCCUGGCUGUGACCUUUUACUUUGAAGGGACCCGCAGCGCCCGUCACGAGAAAGGAUCGGACUCUGAGCGGCAGAGUCUUCUCAAGGCGAACGGCGAUGCCAACCACCAUGAUUCUUCCGAUUCAGAUGACCACUCCGCGAAAACGCAGCAGAACGGAUAUGGAGCGACCUCGGAUGCUUCAACCGACAGCAACCAGUCUUCUUCCUCGUCGUCGUCCUCCUCCUCUUCCGAGAGCGGCGACGACGAAACCCCAUAUGAGAGACGCCAACGCCAAGCUAGCGAGCAGAUGGAGAAGAGGCUCAAGGAAAAGGGGAACUGGGUCACAUAUGCGAAGAGCUUCCUCGUCUUUUUCCCUUACAUCUGGCCCGUAAACCAACGCUCGCUCCAGGUCCGUGUCGUGCUUGUGGGCUUCUGUCUGCUUGCCAUGAACUUCGUCAAUGUGCUCAUUCCGCGCCAGCUGGGCUUCAUCAUGGACAGUCUCUCCGGUGAGAACAGCAAGAACCCCUGGACCCAAGUUCUCAUCUUCGCCGGUCUCAAGCUGGUGGCUUCCGAGGCCGGUCUCUCGCUUCUGCGUCAGUGGCUCUGGAUCCCUGUCGAGUUCUAUUCCUUCGAUGCCAUCAGCACCGCCGCCUAUUCCCAUGUUCUCAACCUAUCGUCCGACUUCCACGACUCAAAGAGCUCGUCCGACAUCAUGAUGGCCAUUUCUUGCGGCCAGAGCAUCUCCAAUCUUCUGGAGUCGAUCUGCUUCCGAGCCGUCCCCAUGCUCAUCGACAUGACGGUUGCCUUCUUGUACCUCUCCGCGACCUUUGGGCCGUACGAGGGCUUCAUCACGAUUGCCACUGCUGCAGUCUUCAUGUACAUUGCCACACGGAUGAUCGCGGCGCUCAAGACGGCUCGCAGGAACGAGGUGGGCGCCUGGUACAAGGAGCACUACGUCCGACAGGCUGGAAUCCAGGGCUGGGCGACGGUCGCUAGCUUCAAUCAGAUCGGACACGAAGAGGACCGCUAUGCUGUGGCGGUCAAGGAUCGCGUGGCUAAGACGCAGAAGGUUUACUUUGGCUACGUGUUGGCCUACGCCUUUCAGUUCCUGGUGCUGCUCUCCGGACUCCUCGCCGGAGCCUUCUUGGCCGUCUACCAAGUCACUCAUAAGCAAGCUACUGCCGGUCAGUUUAUCAUGCUGCUGACAUACUGGGCACAACUGGUUUCUCCUCUUACCUUUUUUGCCGGCCUGGGUAAGAGCAUCUCGAGGGAUCUGCUCCAAGCCGAGCAGCUUCUGGAGAUCAUGCAGACCAAGCCGAGCGUUCUCAGCAAGGAGGGAGCGCCGCCGUUGCAGUUUACAGCAGGAGAAGUAAAGUUCAACAACGUCUGCUUUUCGUACGACAAGAAGAAAGACAUCCUGAAGGACAUCAACUUCACCGCGACGCCAGGCAUGACGGUGGCGUUUGUCGGAGCUACAGGCGCCGGCAAGUCCACUAUACUGAAGCUGUUGGAUCGCUUCUACGACGUCACAAAGGGCUCCAUUGAGAUCGACGGGCAGGAUAUUCGAGAUGUCGAUCUUUACAGUCUUCGUGCGCAGAUUGGAGUCGUACCCCAAGCCCCUAUCUUGUUCGACGACACCGUCAUGAACAAUGUGCGCUACGCCAAACUCACUGCGACUGACGAGGAGGUUUAUGAGGCUUGCAAGGCCGCCAGCAUCCACGACCAGAUCUUAUCUUUCACGGACGGCUACCAAACCCGAGUUGGAGAACGGGGAGUCAAGCUUUCAGGAGGCGAGUUGCAGCGAGUGGCAAUUGCGCGAGCCAUUCUAAAGCGGCCUUCGAUUGUUCUGCUUGAUGAGGCCACCAGUGCAGUGGAUACGGAGACAGAGCAGAAGAUCCAAGAAGCUCUGCGUAUCCUCUGUGAGGGCCGUACGACCUUCAUCGUAGCACAUCGCCUGUCCACCAUCAUGAACGCUGACCGUAUUAUCGUUGUUACCGGAGGAGAGAUUGUCGAGCAAGGCAGCCACGAAGACUUGAUUCGCGCGGAUGGCAAGUAUGCAGAGCUCUGGUCCAAGCAAAUAUUUGUCAAACCCAAAGAUAAGGGACCACGCGAGGACAACAAGCCCGCUGCCAAAGGGCGGAAAACCCCAAAUAUUCUUAACGACCUGAGCGCCGAGGCCACCAGCUCAGAGCUGGCCAAGGUCAAGUCGACUCCCACAACAAAAGGCGAAGCUGUCGAUGGCCAGACCCGGCAUUCUACCAACGGCACCGCAACAAAACAGCAAAACGGCCAGUCGGACACAUCGGGGCAGACCGGCAAGAAAGAGGUAUGAGCGACGAGAAACUCCGAAGCAUGAUAUGUAUAUGUAUUAUUAUCCAACAACAUACACCACAUAUUACAUACAUACUCCGGCCGUUUCUUCCCUCAGUCUCC
Messenger RNA from Chaetomium strumarium, 3078 nucleotides. RefSeq lists its product as uncharacterized. NCBI's taxonomy places the organism in Eukaryota, Fungi, Ascomycota, Sordariomycetes, Sordariales, Chaetomiaceae. The coding region runs from base 149 to 2977 and encodes 942 amino acids. The transcript is spliced from 3 exons. The record is from RefSeq and is a predicted model, not a curated record. Gene Ontology annotation, biological process: transmembrane transport. Gene Ontology annotation, molecular function: ATP hydrolysis activity; ABC-type transporter activity; ATP binding. Gene Ontology annotation, cellular component: membrane.